AAGAAAAGGAUGCAAUUAAAGGACAAUAUGAAAAACUCAUGGAUGCUUACGGCUGCUUAGGAGAGCUUCAGCUUAAAUACGGUAACACUCGACUGCACUUUCUGGUCCUGGUGACAGGCUGUACGUCAGUGGGAAAAAUCCUGGAUGCUGAAGUUUACAAAAUUACUGCAACAGAUUUCUGUCCUCUCCAGGAAGAAACCAAGGAAGAGGAGCGUGUUACUGCCUUGAAGAAAAUACUGAACUCUGGGAUGUUCUAUUUCUCCUGGCCUAAUGCAGGCUCAAACUUUGACCUGACCGUGCGGGCCCAGAAGCAGGGUGAUAACCACUAUGAAUCUGGUAACUCAUUCUUCUGGUUAGUACUGCAUGUUAUACCAAAGCCUUGUGUCAUCCACACCUGUAUCUUACUGGCAAAACAUUCUCAGAGGGAAAUGAACGUUUGCAUUUCAGGUUCACUUCCUUUCAUUUUGUUUUCAUGGCAUAUUACAGAGCAUGUGGCCUUAGUGAAUUCAUGGUAAAGCUGGGUCAAACAAGUAGCUUCUGUUUAAUUAAAAUUAAUCUGAUAGUGAAAUGCAAUUCCAGUAACUGGACAUCUU
Molecule: messenger RNA, 593 nt
Organism: Pterocles gutturalis (yellow-throated sandgrouse)
Lineage: Eukaryota; Metazoa; Chordata; Aves; Pterocliformes; Pteroclidae
Product: synaptojanin-2-like
Exons: 2
Coding region: 39-515 (158 amino acids)
Molecular function (GO): phosphatase activity
Source: RefSeq, a predicted model, not a curated record